Molecule: messenger RNA, 600 nt
Organism: Penicillium waksmanii
Lineage: Eukaryota; Fungi; Ascomycota; Eurotiomycetes; Eurotiales; Aspergillaceae
Exons: 3
Source: RefSeq, a predicted model, not a curated record
AUUGUUGGACGCUUGACGAGUCUGUUCAGUUCUAUAAAGACACAGCAGAUUGAUAAAGAGUUUGGACUUCAAGGAAAGAUAUGCCAUGAACCCCACAGAAAGCGAUCUUUAUUCAAUAUUCGGGUCGCGGCCGACAUACUGCAUCAGGUGCCAGAGUCAAUGUCACUAUUUGUGAACGGAUUUUGGCUAUCACUAACGAAAAGCAGAUUAAAAAUCACUGCAGAUAUUUCCUAUUGGGUCCUUGUCGGCGAACGCCUUCUAAACCAAUGGGAUAAUGAUAUCAGGCUCCUGGCCUCUAUUAUCCCCCAUAAACUAACAUCAAAUAAGAUCCAUCAUAUACAUGCUCGUAUGGGAACAACACAGUCCCCACAGUGCCCAGAGCCUCUGGAUCCAGCUUUCGCAGCCGAAAGGGAAUUUUUCGAGAGAUUUUGGCUUGAUGUUAUUGAAUACAAGCAGAAUACCAACUCUGGAUCCUGCAUUACAUGGGUUCCUGAAUACGGGCCAUUUCCAUAUCAUCCGAGAGGAUCUAUGCAAGCCCAUGGUGAUCUUGCAGAUAGCGAGGCCGAACGACUCGAGAAGCUCUUCAACGACAAACUCUAA